AUGGAGUCCAUGCUGAACAAGCUGAAAAGCACCGUCACCAAGGUGACAGCUGAUGUCACCAGUGCCGUAAUGGGUAACCCAGUGACACGGGAGUUUGAAGUUGGGCGUCAUAUCGCAAGUGGAGGUCCCGGAUUAUGUUGGAGGAUCUAUAAUGGCACCAAAAAGUCCACCAAACAGGAAGUUGCAGUGUUUGUGUUUGAUAAGAAGGUGAUCGACAAGUAUCAGAAAUUCGAUAAGGACCAGAUCGUAGACUCGCUGAAAAGAGGGGUACAGCAGCUGACCAGACUGCGUCACCCCCGCCUCCUAACGGUGCAGCAUCCCCUGGAAGAAUCGCGAGACUGCCUGGCAUUCUGCACAGAGCCGGUGUUUGCCAGUCUUUCCAAUGUAUUGGGCCAGUGGGACAACUUGCCCAGUCCUGUGCCCAAGGACAUCAAAGAGUACAAACUCUAUGAUGUGGAGACCAAGUAUGGCUUGCUACAGGGUCUGUCUUUUCUUCACAGCGGGGUUAAGAUGGUCCAUGGCAACCUGUGUCUGGAGAAUAUCAUCCUCAACAAGAGUGGAGCCUGGAAGAUCAUGGGCUUUGACUUCAGCAUCUCCUCUCAGAACCCCACCGAUUCUGAGCCUAAAUACACCUGUAAAGAGUGGGACCCCAACCUUCCUCCUCUCUGCCUCCCGAACCCCGAGUACCUGGCCCCUGAGUACAUACUGUCGGUCAGCUGCGAUGCCGCUUCUGACAUGUACUCUCUUGGUGUGGUCAUGCAUGCGGUGUUCAACGAGGGCAAGCCCGUGUUCCAAGUGAACAAACACGACAUUUUUAAGAGCUUCAGCCGGCAGUUGGACCAGCUGAGCAGCAUGAGUCCUGCGCUGCUAAACAAGAUUCCUGAAGAAGUUCGGGAGCAUGUCAAGAUGCUGCUGAGUGUCACGCCAAACGUGCGUCCCGACGCAGACCAGAUGACAAAGAUCCCCUUUUUUGACGACGUCGGCGCGGUUACUCUGCAGUACUUUGACUCCCUCUUCCAGAGGGACAACCUACAGAAGUCCCAGUUCUACAAAGGCCUUCCCAAAGUGCUGCCCAAGCUACCAAAGAGAGUGGUGGUCUAUCGCAUCUUGCCAGCGUUGACUUCUGAGUUUGUCAACCCUGACAUGGUUCCCUUUGUUUUGCCCAAUGUGCUACUGAUUGCAGAGGAAUGCACCAAGGAGGAGUAUGUUCGCCUCAUUCUGCCCGACCUCAGCCCUGUUUUCAAACAGCAGGAGCCCAUCCAGGCUAGUAACAUGAUCCUGCUCAUAUUCCUGCAAAAGAUGGACCUACUUCUGACAAAGACCCCAGCAGAGGACAUUAAGAACAGUGUGCUGCCCAUGGUCUACAGGGCCCUGGAGGCUCCCUCAGUCCAGAUCCAGGAGCUGUGCCUGAACAUCAUUCCAACAUUUGCCAAUCUGAUCGACUAUCCAUCCAUGAAGAAUUCCCUCAUUCCCCGGAUCAAAUCGGCCUGCCUCCAGACCUCCUCCCUUGCUGUACGAGUGAACUCUCUAGUGUGUCUGGGAAAGAUUUUGGAAUAUCUAGACAAGUGGUUUGUCAUCGACGAGAUCCUGCCCUUUCUACAACAGAUCCCCUCCAGAGAACCAGCAGUACUGAUGGGCAUUUUAGGAAUCUACAAGUGCACAUUCAGCCACAAGAAGCUGGGCAUCCCUAAAGAGCACCUUGCUACUAAGAGCUUACCCCACCUUGUGUCUCUUAGUAUAGACAACAACCUCAAUCUCAACCAGUUCAACUCUUUCAUGAUGGUUAUCCGUGACAUGCUGGGCCGCAUGGAGGCUGAACACAAGACCAAACUGGAGCAGUUGCACGUCAUGCAAGAGCAGCAGAGGUUCCCGUCUAAAUUUAGCAAACUGAUUCUGAAACAUUUUGGCAUUGACGACAUCUUUGGCAGCACCAGUGUUAAUGGAAAAGAAACUGGGCCUGCUGCGGCCAGCUCUCAGCCAAACAGGAUGUCUCUGACCUUAGAGGAGAAACAGCGGUUGGCUAAGGAGCAGGAGCAGGCCGCCAAACUGAGGAGCCAGCAGCCACUGGCGCCGCAGAGCAUCAAACCAGCAACCACCAACGGUGCACAGGCUAAAGAUCUGACCAGCAGCCUACUCAACAGCAUGACAUCUCUGAAUAGCCUUUCUCUGGCCAACACGGCCCGGCCAGCCCCGGUGCAGGGCGCCGCCGUGCCCGCCUUCCCCGCCUCCGGUCCUAUGGUUGUCUCCAUGGGCGCCCCAAUGUCUAAUGGUUUUAACCCAAAUGUGGGCUUUCAAGCGGCGGGGAUGGGGAUGGGCAUGCGACCCGCAGGCUCCGGCCUAUACGGCGGAAUGGCCAGCACCACCAGCACCCCCAACUUCGGAGCCCUCAUGCAGAAUCCAGGACUGACGGGGCAGACGAGUAAAGCUACAGACAUGUCAGCCUUGGACAAUCUGUUUACACCCAGCAAACCCAAAGUCCCUCUCAACCAAAUGGUUCCCCAGACUGCUCCUGGAACGAACAGCCCUUGGCUCGGUCAGUUCGGUGCAGCCCAGAACACUCAGACUCCGAUGCAGGGGGCGGCGGUAGGUCUGGGAGGGGUGCCCGCCGGGUUCGGGAUGCAAGCAAACCCCUUUUUCAACCCGCAGAACUUCUCUCAACCAGCUGUUCCCCCAAGUGUGAACUCGGGGGGAGUUAAACCCAGUGGAUCUGCAAACAACGAUCUCAACGACUUAUUUGGCUAG
Menidia menidia (Atlantic silverside) is the source of this 2742-nucleotide messenger RNA. NCBI's taxonomy places the organism in Eukaryota, Metazoa, Chordata, Actinopteri, Atheriniformes, Atherinopsidae. The record is from the annotation of a GenBank genome assembly.